AUGUCCAGACAUCAUCAGAACUAUUAUAAAGCCCAAACAACAUUCCGGCACAGCAAAAAAAAGCGAUUAGAUUCGAUCCGACAAUCAUUAGCUGGAAGUUCACACGAUCAAACACCACAAAAAACUGAAAUUGAAUGCAAUUUAGAAAAGUUUUGUGGUGGAAAAUGUUCAUGUUCAGGUGCAUUUACUGGUUUCAGGCGAGAAGUGAGAAGUGAGAAGCGAAAAGCGAGAUUCGAGGCCGAAGAUUCUUAA
Clunio marinus is the source of this 252-nucleotide messenger RNA. The record is from the annotation of a GenBank genome assembly. NCBI's taxonomy places the organism in Eukaryota, Metazoa, Arthropoda, Insecta, Diptera, Chironomidae.